This is a messenger RNA of Oenanthe melanoleuca, 1760 nucleotides long. RefSeq names its product transmembrane protein 161A (gene TMEM161A). NCBI's taxonomy places the organism in Eukaryota, Metazoa, Chordata, Aves, Passeriformes, Muscicapidae. The record is from RefSeq and is a predicted model, not a curated record. Bases 69 to 1499 code for a protein of 476 amino acids. The transcript is spliced from 12 exons.
AUGGGCGUGGCUUAAGGGGCGUGGCCACGGGCGGGCUUCCUGCGGGCGCCUUUGCGCUGACCCCCGGCAUGGCGGUGAUGGGGGUGCAGGUGGUGGUCACCCUGCUGGCCGCCAGCCUGAUGCAGAAGCUGGCCCCGCACUGCUCCUUCGCCCGCUGGCUGCUCUGCAAUGGCAGCCUGUACAGGUACAAACACCCCACGGACGAGCAGCUGUGCGCCCUGGCUGGGAAGCAGCGCCCCAAAACCAGGAGGGACAGGAAGAUGAACGGGGUGACCGAGGACAAACCCCUGUCCGUGCCCCGCGACAUCGACCUGCAGCUGGACACCAGCCCCAUCACCGCCCUGGACGCCCUGGUGCUCAGGUACUUCCUGGAGUACCAGUGGUUCGUGGAUUUCGCCGUCUACGCCAGCGCCGUGUACGUUUUCAGCGAGGGCUAUUUCUGCCUGGUCAGCCCUGCCAGGGAGACCAACCUGGGCGUGCUCUGGUGCCUGCUCAGCGUCCUCUUCUCCAUCAAGGUGUUUUUCACGGUGAUGUGUCACUAUUUCCGCUCGGAGGAGGGCGGUGAGCGCUCCGUGUGCCUCAGCUUCGCCUUCCUGUUCCUGCUGCUGGCCAUGGCGGCGCUGGUGGUGCGGGAGGACGUGCUGGAGUUCGGCCUGGAGGCAGGACUGGCCGCAGUGACCACUAACCUGGAGCCCUUCCUGAAGCCCCGGGGCUGGGAGUGGACGCUGCCCCUGGCCAGGCUGGCCUUCAAGCUGGCCCUGGUGGCGCUGAGCUCGUUCCUGGGCGCCUGCCUGACCUUCCCGGGGCUGCGGCUGGCACAGACACACCUGGACGCGCUCAGGAUGGCAGGGGACAGGCCCCUGGCACAGCUCCUGCUGCACGUCGGGUUCGUGGCCCCAGUGCUGGUGGUGCUGCUGUGGGUCCGGCCCCUGGCCCGGGACUUCCUGCUGCAGGCGCCGCUGGGCAAGCAGAGAGUGCAGCUGCUGUCGGACUCGUCGUUCGAGACGCUGCGGCUCUGGGCCGUGGUGGGGCUGUCGCUGCUGCGGCUGCUGGGCACGCGGCAGCACCUGCAGGCGUACCUGGGGCUGGCCCCGCGCUGGGUGCGGCUCAUGCGGCGCGGGGCCGGCAGGAUCCCGGCGCUGGAGAUCCAGCAGAAGAUCACCAGGAUUUACUGCUACGUGUCCGUGGUCAGCCUGCAGUACCUGGGCCCCGUGAUCCUGAUGCUGCACUGUGCCCUGCUGCUCAAAACGCUGGGUCACCACUCGUGGGGGCUGUACCCCCCUUCCCCCGCCGUGCCCCCGGCCGUGUCCCCGCCGUCCCCGCGCCCCCCUGGGGACGUCCCCGCCGUGGCCCAGGAGCUCUCGGGGCUGCUGAGCUGCAUCUUCACCCCUCUGCUGCUGCGGGGGCUCUUCUCCUUCCUCACCUGGUGGGUGGCCGCCUGCCAGGUGGUCACCAGCCUCUUCGGCCUCUACUUCCACCAGUACCUGGCGGCCUCCUGACUGGGAGGGGCUGGCAGGGACUGGGCUGUGCUGUGACAAUGACCUGUGGGGACCUUGGUGCCACCAGGAUGGGUUGUCCCCUCAUGGGGACGCUGGGCCAGCAGCCCCUGGCGCGUUGGGGACACGGUGGGGACCCCAGAGUGGCAGCUGUGCGGAUUUUGGGGUGUUGUAGGGUGUCGGUGUCACCCCCUGUGUGACACCCUCGGGGGUGGCUGCUGCACAAUAAAUGAGUGACAGCGGUGGUGUUGUCACCCAAACAAC